Messenger RNA from Kalmanozyma brasiliensis GHG001, 1407 nucleotides. RefSeq names its product Renal dipeptidase family. The coding region runs from base 1 to 1407 and encodes 468 amino acids. Lineage: Eukaryota; Fungi; Basidiomycota; Ustilaginomycetes; Ustilaginales. Gene Ontology annotation, molecular function: metallodipeptidase activity. The record is from RefSeq and is a predicted model, not a curated record. Gene Ontology annotation, biological process: proteolysis. The transcript has a single exon.
AUGUCGAGCAUACACGCGAACGACAAGUCGCAGGACGGUCUGCUUCCAUCAACCAGCCAGACGGCUGCGCCUGCGCCACGCUCGACGCUCAAGGCCAAACUCAAGCUGGCGCUGUGCACGCUCGCUAUUGCCCUCGUUCUCUUUGCUCGGCCCAGCAUCGAGUCUUCAGUGUCAAAGCUAUUGCAGCCAGGCACGGAAUCUCGCUGUGAUGUGUCGGGCGCAUCAUCAAACUGGCGCUGCAGGAACGCCCGCAAGCACGCACUCCGUCUCCUCUCCAAGCACCCUCUCAUCGACGGCCACGUCGACGUCCCCGUGGUCGCCCGCUAUAAGUACGGCAACAAGAUCGACUCCAUCCCCUUCGACGCACCCGCUUUUCCCAAUGGCAGCUAUCCCAUGUACUCGCACGUCGACAUCCCACGCUUACGCGAGGGCAAGAGCGGAGGCUUCUUCUGGUCCUCCUACGUCGUUUGUCCCAACAGUACCACUGUCGGUGACACCUUCGAGCGCGCUGCCACCGACAUUGCGGUACGGGACACGCUCGAGCAGCUCGAUGUGAUUCGACAGAUGACCGACAAGUACGCUGACGACUUUGCCCUGGUUGGCAGCGUCAAGGAGGCUCGACAGGCGUUCAAGCAGGGCAAGAUGAUCAGCUUCAUCGGCAUCGAAGGCGCACAUUCGCUCGGCAACUCGCUCUACGCUCUCCGUGCCUAUGCCGCACUGUUUUCAAAUCAGAUUCCGGGACCGGUACGAUACUUGACGUUGACACAUACGUGCCACAACGUCUUUGCGGACAGCGCAGGGGAGGAGCCCAAGAAGUGGAACGGCCUGAGCCCCUUUGGCAAGCAUCUGGUGACGGAACUCAACAGGCUGGCGAUCGUACCCGACCUAUCGCACGUCUCGGACGACACAGCGUUGCAGACGAUCGAGGUGAGCAGAGGGCCCGUGAUGCUUUCACAUUCCGCAGCGAGACACUUCAAGGAGAUCCAGCGGAACGUGCCAGAUGCCGUGCUUGAGAAGCUGGCGAGUGCGGGCAAGGAUAUUGUGGUCAUGAUCAACGCCUAUCCGGGCUUCAUUGGCGGCAGCGAGGACCUGGACCAGUAUGUGAGGCAUAUCGAGUAUGUCAGCGACAAGGUCGGAAGGAGACAUGUUGGUGUAGGGACCGAUUUUGAUGGGAUCAUGUCCGUGCCAAAGGGGCUCGAGGACGUGAGGCGGUAUCCCGACCUGGUUGCGAGGUUGGUGGAGCGCGGAUGGUCGGAUAGGGAGAUUAUCGGCUUCGUCGGCGAGAACGUCUUGCGAGUGUUGGAAGAUGCGGAGCGCGUGGCCAAGGAAAUGCGCAAGGAAGGGGUCAGGCCGGACAACACCAAUUGGCACGAUAUCUUCGGUUCACAGUUACACGCCGACCUCUGA